UCUCUCUCGCUGAGUAGCGACUUUCGUCCCCUUUUUAUCGGGUCGUGUCGCGGGGAUCAAGGAAGAAAGGAAAAGAUUCCAAGAAAAAGGAGAUAGCUACAGUCAUUGGUAAGACCUCCGCAGCCCCCGCAGUGACGCGUGCGAGCCGCUGCCUUUCCAUAAAUGGCAUUAGUCCGUGUUGCCCCAUCGCUCAUGUUGGGUUGGGCGGGUUUUGUUAUUUCCUGCGAGAUCCAACGCCCAUCUUUGCCGUGCGUUUACCCUGGUUCUGUGCAUCCGAACGAGGGAUAGGGAGUUAUUCAUUUGUACUAGUGACCGCGACUUGUGUCCGUGGAGGAGGUGUGUGAGUGGAGAAGAUGGCGUCCACAGUGUCCAUCAAGAUCCACAUUGUUCGCAGCAACAACAUCAAGACUAUGCAGUUUGAUGAGUCGAUGAUUGUCUAUGAUGCCUGCAAACUCAUCAGAGAAAGAGUGCCGGACGCAGCUCAAGGACAGCCCCAAGAGUAUGGUCUCUUCAAACCAGAUGAAGACCCAACUAAGGGACGAUGGCUCGAGGCAGGUAGAACUUUGGAGUACUACCACCUCAAAUCUGGGGUAAGACGGAAUAUCCUGGAGUACAGGAAGAAGCAGCGUCCGCUGAGAGUGAGAUUUCUGGACGGAGCAGUGAAGACUAUUCUGGUCGAUGACAGUCAGAAUGUGGUCGACCUAACCAAGGCCAUCUGUGCCAGGAUUGGGCUGACCAACCCGGAGGAGUUCUCGUUCACGACUGAGGAAGAGACGAGUGACCAGACAGUGAGGAGACACCAGCAGUAUGUGAGAGACCAGAAGAAACUAGAGACCCUCAAGAAGAAACUGCACACUGAUGAUGAGUGUGAGUCACCUGGGGAAGAGAGUCUCAUUUCUGUUGUGGGCGAGUAUUUGUACAUUCCAUACAUUCCUUGA
Messenger RNA from Geodia barretti, 938 nucleotides. The record is from the annotation of a GenBank genome assembly. NCBI's taxonomy places the organism in Eukaryota, Metazoa, Porifera, Demospongiae, Tetractinellida, Geodiidae.